Molecule: messenger RNA, 584 nt
Organism: Gamsiella multidivaricata
Lineage: Eukaryota; Fungi; Mortierellomycota; Mortierellomycetes; Mortierellales; Mortierellaceae
Exons: 3
Coding region: 54-509 (151 amino acids)
Source: RefSeq, a predicted model, not a curated record
CAUAUCUCCCCAACCAACCUCCUCUCUUUCCACCUACUACACCCAACUCGACCAUGAAGAUCUUUGCUACCAUCGCCGCCCUUGCCUGCUUGGCCGUCGCACGCUCGCAAACGCUGCCCCCGAUCACGAACUGCGCGACAGGACCCACGGACCUGACGAUCGACACCUUCACCCUGGCGCCUUACCCUCUGUGCAUCAACCAGAACGUCUGCGCCACCGGUACCGGCCAGCUGAGCGUCCCAUUGAUCCAAGGUGCCAAGUUGGCGAUCACGGGCAGAUACGGUGGACGUGUGGUCUACACCGAUAACCAGGACGUGUGCACGCUCUUGGCUUCCCAGGGAUUCAGCUGCCCGAUCCCGAUCACCAUGACCUCGAUCACGGUUUGUGUGCUCGUCAAGCCCACUGCCCCUGCGAACGUCCCCGUCGCUCUCACUGUUCUUGUCACGAACGGAAACGGCAACGUGCUCUUCUGCCAGGCUGCCAACGGUGUCAUCGCCAAGAACUGCUAAAUGCUUCUCGGGCGAGAGAGGCUUCACCCCCUUUGGUCCGCUUCAGCGUCUGCCUCCUCUUUUUUUUUUUGUGGU